AUGGAGAGCCCUUUCCAGUCGUCGCGCUCGGAGGCCAGCGGAGAUCUGCCGGAUUUGGCGGAUCUCCCGGGUGGUUUGGAGCACUUUGAGGCCUUCUACCGCGAGCAGAAGCUUUGCAAGGACUGGGACCUGUGCUGGCAGCGCAUGCGCCUUCCGCUGCCGCCCUGCCUGCGUCUGGAGGCGGAGGCGUUGAAGCUGCUGGCACCCUGGCAGCCGGAGCUGGUGCCGUGGUGCGGGGCUUUCCGCCUACACGCGCACGCGGUGGACGAGCUGGGGCACUACCAUCCGGAGCUGGCCAAGGUGUUGUCCGAUGGGCAGCGCGCCGGCAAGAUCAUCCGGCAGGAGUCAGCUUCAAUGCUUCCCGCGCUUGCUUUGGGUAUCCAGCCAGAGCACAAGAUCGUAGAGCUGUGUGCAGCUCCCGGGUCGAAGACUCUGCAGAUCUUAGACAUCAUGCAGGCGAGCGCAGGCAGCCAGGUACCAUCUGGGCUUCUCGUGGCGAACGACUCCAAAGGUGGCAGACUCAGGAAGCUGAUUGACCGAGUUCGGCGCGUGCCUGCGUCGCCCCUGCUCGUGACUCGUGCCGACGCCAGGCGUUUCCCCCAACUUCGGCAACAUGCUGAUGGCUGUCCGGUCCUGUUUGACCGAGUCCUUUGCGAUGUUCCGUGCUCUGGGGAUGGCACUAUGCGAAAGGCCCGAUCGCUUCUUCGACGCUGGACGCCUAGAGCAGGUGUGGGCCAUCAUGGGAUCCAGCUGGAGAUCCUUCUGCAGGGCUUGAAGCUCCUGGCACCAAAAGGGCUUUUGGCAUACUCCACCUGCGCCCUGAAUCCGGUGGAGUGUGAGGCGGUGGUCUCUGCCGCUCUCUGCCAGCAGCCUGGCUUUGAGACAGUGCCCAUCCAGGUGCCUGGACUUCAACUGGAGCCUGGGCUACCAACCUGGAGGGUGCCUGCGCUGACCAGGGCCGCGACUUGGGCCACCUGGCACGAGGUCCCGGAGGACGAGAAGGCCUCUGGGCAAUUGCGGCGGUCCAUGUUUCCGCCGGCGGCUUACGCAGCCACCGCGAUGGUGGCAGGCCUCGAACAGCAGCUGCUGCGCUGCGGCAGGCUGCUGCCGAGCAAUGACGAUGGCGGUUGCUUCUUCCUUGCCCUGGUCCGGCGCAAGGAGGAGGGCACGGCAGCCUUCUCCAAAGGGGAUCGCGUUCUGGCGACGGCUGUCGGCCAACAAGGUGUCGUUCGUGGACCAGGGACCAAGCAGUUCCGAGGGCUUUUACGUGUUCUCUAUGACGAUGGUUCCCAGUAUCAUGUCGCGCCCAACGAGCUCCUGAAGUUGUCACCCGAAACGGCCGUGGAGCAAGCCAAGCCAGCUUCCCUUCGACCACUGCUGUGUGCGGUGCCAGAUGACUGGCACCGCAUCGCGGGCUUCUUUGGGGUGGACCUGCUUGCCUCAUGUCUCGCACAGGGCUCUGGCGGCGCCAUUUGCCUGGCAUCACCGUCCCUGAAGGCACUGGCAUGGCUCCCUGAGAGCAUGUCAGAGAAGGGAUAUUGGGCAGCCGGCCGUCCUCUUUUCUUCAAAGCAUCCAGCGAGGUGGGCGCACACGCGGGCAACGCCUGGCAGCCUACAGCAGAGGCAGCCGCGCUGUUGGCUGGGAUUUGCGACCGCUCCCUGAGACUUCCCAUGGCCCUGUUUCGGGAGUUCCUCAGCAACGGCGAGGUGGAUGCAGAAGCAGCUGGCGCUUCAGCGUGGCAGGAUGGAUUUGUACUGGUAUCGCCGCUGCCCGAAACGGGUCACGGGUCACGUCCAGAAGGCUUACAUCGUGCAUCUCUUGUUGGGCAUCUCCACAGUGGCCGCAUCAGGCGCUGUGCCAGGGCUGGGGCAGCUCCAAACUGCUCGCUGGCACAGCUUUGGCUAAAGCCUACCUGA
Molecule: messenger RNA, 1917 nt
Organism: Effrenium voratum
Lineage: Eukaryota; Dinophyceae; Suessiales; Symbiodiniaceae
Source: the annotation of a GenBank genome assembly